CAAAUGUCGAAUCGCUGAACCUUCCGCAGACACACGAGGUUUUGACUGAAUGCUGGAUUAUAGACACUAAACAAUCAUGGGGAAGCAGAAGAAACAGAAAUAUGCCGCAAUGAAAAGAAUGAUCAGUCUAAAGGAUCAGAGAAUAAAAGAGAAGGAUCGACAAAAAGUACAGAAAAAAAAGAAAGAAGAUCCCUCAGCCAUCAAAGAGCAAGAAGUGCCAAAGUAUCCAUCGUGUAUGUUCUUCCAGUACAACACUCAGCUUGGUCCUCCCUAUCACAUCCUUGUGGACACUAACUUUGUCAACUUCUCUAUAAAAGCCAAACUUGACGUAGUCCAAGCAAUGAUGGACUGUCUCUAUGCUAAAUGUAUUCCUUGCAUCACAGACUGUGUCAUGGCUGAGCUGGAGAAACUUGGGAUGAAAUACAGAGUUGCCUUGAGAAUAGCCAAGGAUCCUCGCUUUGAACGCCUGCCAUGUUCACAUAAGGGAACAUAUGCUGAUGACUGCUUAGUGCAAAGGGCAACACAGCAUAAGUGUUAUAUUGUGGCCACAGUGGACAGAGACCUAAAGAGGAGAAUUCGGAAGAUUCCAGGAGUCCCAAUUAUGUACAUCUCCAACCACAGGUAUAACAUUGAACGAAUGCCGGACGAUUAUGGUGCACCAAGACUAUAGUUAAGAAGGAGUGGUCUUGUUUUUUUUUUUACAUGGAUUUCUCAACAAAUUUAAAUUGUACAUAAAUUGCACAUUUGGAUUUUUUGGUCAUUUUCUUUUUUCUUUCAGUAAAAAUAAACUUGUUGUGAAUUA
Molecule: messenger RNA, 802 nt
Organism: Trichomycterus rosablanca
Lineage: Eukaryota; Metazoa; Chordata; Actinopteri; Siluriformes; Trichomycteridae
Gene: fcf1
Product: FCF1 rRNA-processing protein
Exons: 8
Coding region: 77-670 (197 amino acids)
Cellular component (GO): nucleolus; small-subunit processome
Source: RefSeq, a predicted model, not a curated record